AUGUCGAUAAGAUCUGCAGCUGGUAGGAGACCUGUCUCGGUCUACCGUGCAGUCGCGCCUAGUUCACAGAGUUCUGGAUCAUAUUAUUCGUCAAGAUCUGGGUCUGGAUCAAUUUAUACCGAACCGUAUGAUUAUGGUUCGUAUUCGUAUGAUUCGUAUGGUUCCAGAUCAUCCGACGGCGGCAGCGAAGUUUUGGAGGGACAUCGGUCUACUGGCCCGCGUACAUCUACUCACCAUCAGCCGCAUAAUGAUUUUAAUGAGAGUGGUUCACAUAUACAAGAUUUGGAAAAUGGUGUAGCAGCCACACGUCAAGAGUGGAAUGAUGGAGUAAUUGAUCCUCCUGAAACGCUGUUGAGGACUGCAAUUUGCAGGCGAGGAUUGGAUAUGAUUGCCUCUUCAGAUGCAUGUAAGGAGCCUUCGCUCAAGCUUAGAGUGGAUGGAGUGGAUGAAAAGUUGAAACAAUUGGAGGUCGAGGCAAAUGUUCGAAGGGCGCGAGAGGGAGAAGAAAUGCAGGAUAUGGCGAGAGACGCGGAGAGAAGAGAGAAUGAGAGGAGAGGGGAAUUCGAAAGGCAACAACAUUUGAUGCGAGAAAAGGCUGCGGAGAAGGAAAGAAUCAGAGACGAGAGGGCAAAAAUCAGAGACGAGAAGGAGGCAAAGAAUAAGAAAAAGGCUGAAGAGAGGAAGCAGAAACGGAUUGAACAGCAACAGAAGAAAAAAGUUAUCCAGGAUAAAUUUACAGCAGCUAUGAAAGAAACGAAGAGGUUGAAGAAACUAGAAAAUGAGAAGAAUGAAGAGCAGCGCAUUCAAGAAAAAAAGAAAGCAAAUGAAAAAAAAUCAAGCAGAGAUAAAGCGGCAAGAGAUCGAGAUAUCCGGCGCGAGGCUAUUGAUAAACAAGAAAGAGAAGCAGAGGAAGAAGCAAGAUACCAAAAGGAGUUUCAAGAGGAAGAGAUGAGGUAUAAUGCGAAAAAGGCUCUUGAAAAAAAGGCCAAGGUGGCACUAGGUGGUAGGGAAGAAGAGAGUAGGAAGAGAGUGACAAGCAGGGCAGUGGCGUUUGCGAAGAAGGUGAUGGAUGACCGGGAAGAUAAAUUGAAUCGGGAGUUAGAUAGGGUGGAGGAAAAGAUAAAACAGUUAAAGGGACAGUCAAGGUAG
Molecule: messenger RNA, 1149 nt
Organism: Botrytis deweyae
Lineage: Eukaryota; Fungi; Ascomycota; Leotiomycetes; Helotiales; Sclerotiniaceae
Exons: 1
Coding region: 1-1149 (382 amino acids)
Source: RefSeq, a predicted model, not a curated record